Molecule: messenger RNA, 966 nt
Organism: Cylindrotheca closterium
Lineage: Eukaryota; Bacillariophyta; Bacillariophyceae; Bacillariales; Bacillariaceae
Source: the annotation of a GenBank genome assembly
AUGCUACAAAUUGCUUCUACUGCGCUAUUCAUCUCGAACAAUAUACUUGCAUUGUUGAAGCUCUAUAUUAUGGCAUUCCUGCUGGCUCGAGAAGCCCGAGCUCUUUCAAUCGGCAGUUCUUCGAGAAUCCUACUGUCGAAUCAUCAUCAUGUUGGAAGUCUGCGUCGACCUCGACCGAAAACUUCUCUUCAGGCAGUCUUCUCGCAACAAAUGGAAUCAUUGUCUCAGUCAAGUGGAUUGGCGCGAUGGCUGGAUAUCGAGUUACCAGAAGGGCGUUGUGUCGGUGUUGGGUUGGAGGGUGAUGAUGCCAAGGAAAUCAUCAUUUCUGCCAAAUCUCUUGCCGACCCAACGAAUUGGGCGCAUGAAUAUUAUCAUCCCGACGAGCUGGUACACGGAAUGACGCUUCCUUUGGCAAGACAAGAAUCGUUUUGGUUGGGGCGUUUGUCCAUGCGGUUGGCAUUGGAUGGUAGUAGUUACAAGGACCACGCACCAAUUCUUAGGGAUACGCAUGGUAGGCCACAACUUCCUUUGGGUACCUUUGGUUCCAUCUCGCACAAGGGGGGUUAUGGAGCUGCUUUGGUCUCUCGUGAUCAAACCUUAGCUGGUGUCGGUGUAGAUCUGGAAUACACUUCCAGAGCAGGGAAAAAGAACAUUGGCAAAAGAGUGUUAACCGACGAUGAAAUGAUGGACUUGGGAAAGCUUCCAGGCAUCUCGGCCGAAGAAGAAGUUCUUUUGCGCUUUAGCCUAAAAGAAGCCAUCUACAAGGCAGCACACCCGCUGUUGUGCCAAUACGUUGGAUUCAAAGAAGCAGAGGUUACACCUCAUCCAGAUGGAUCAGCUACUUGCAAAUGGAUGUUAGAAUCUGGUAUGCAGACUAGAAUAGCCGGUCAAACGGCACAUUGGAGGAAACUGGAGGAUCAGGAUUUCUUUCUGACGAGUGCCAGUGUAGAGGGAACAGCUAGCUGA